This is a messenger RNA of Acanthaster planci (crown-of-thorns starfish), 2851 nucleotides long. RefSeq names its product uronyl 2-sulfotransferase-like. The record is from RefSeq and is a predicted model, not a curated record. Lineage: Eukaryota; Metazoa; Echinodermata; Asteroidea; Valvatida; Acanthasteridae. Gene Ontology annotation, cellular component: membrane. Gene Ontology annotation, molecular function: sulfotransferase activity.
CGGGAUUCAUUAUGCCCGACCCGGAUUAAAUUUCGCUGCUCAACGCUCACAAAUAUCGAAUGUUGUGAGCACAAUAUUAAAAUUCGAUUGUUGCAUCAACAGAUGUACAUACACAUAAAGGUUUUACAGACCAAUCAAAAGAGUGGUUUUUAUGUCAAACUGUUGGUAGACAAUAGCAAAGAUCGUAUAGCGCUGGCGCUAUACGAUCUUUGGACAGUAGUCUGGUACUAUCAUGUCUCAUUAUCACUGGUUCUUGACGUUCACGCAUGAUACACGUGCCUCUUUGUGUCAUUUGGACAAAUCCCUGUAAACGCCACGCUUGGCUGGGCAGACCAAUGUCGCUCUCAGUUUUCCCAUUAACAGCACGUACAGGGCAUAAUAAGCUAUGAAGACCAAAGAACCGAGCCAGCACAGGGGAGUCGAGUCAAUAGUAAAUUCUGACCCGAUUGGUAAGGACAGUUCUUGAAGGGCUUAUGUUAUGUUCAUUAGAGCUCAGGCAAACGUGCUGUGAACAUGUCUACCGAGUCGGUUUCAGGAGCAUCUCUGCCGAAAUUGACCCACGUACUGUUCUUUGUUUUCUUGUUCAUCUGCAUCGUCUUUGCGUUACCGGGAAGAGUUUUUUGGUCCACCAAACAGCAAAUCUGGGUUCAGGAUGAUGUGGAGAAAGAUACUGUCCUUCGGGGAGGGAUUUCUCCGAAUUCACUGCCCAGCCAACCCCUCCUCGACAGUAAACAGCCACAUCAAGGGUCGUUUGUUGAUUCCAGAAACAGGGAAACUCUCAGCAAACCAAAGCUGACAAAUGCUACCAAGAUCAUUUUUCUCCGUAUACCUAAGACAGGAAGUCGGACCCUCGGAAGUCUUGUCCAAGAACAAGCCAAGAAGAAAGGGUUCGGCUAUAAAAACUUCCUGUCUGACGUGGAAAUACCUAUUCGUCGAGAUUUCAUGAAUCAUCGUCAAGGUCGACACGUGUUUGCAGCACGCAUGAGAUAUAUGGAGUUCCAGUGGCAAGAAUCACCAAGUUACAUCAGCAUGGUCCGUGAUCCCAUUGCUAGAUUCACAUCCAACUUCUACUUUAGUCUGCACGGGGAUGUUGGAAACCACACAGCCAGCUACACUUUACAAAAGCGCAAGGAGAUGAAGAAAAACACAGGGAACAGCACAAUCCCGACUUUGAGUGAGUGUGUUCUUCGAGACAUCCCGUUUUGCACGGAGUAUCAUCGACUGUUCUCCAUUCUGACGUGUUUUUGUGGCGAGGACCCUCGAUGCAAACAGCCAAGCAGUUGGACCUUUGCAAAAGCGGUCAAGCACAUCGACAGCUCCUUGGCCGUUGGCUUGAAUGAAGAAUUCGAAGGUUAUCUCCUGGUUUUAGAGCGAUUUAUGCCUGAGUUCUUUCUGGGAAUCGUUGAGAUUUAUCGUCGACCACAGUCCCCGGGUGCUCUCAUGGUCAGUUACACCAAGACCAAGUUCAAGGAGCCUCUGUCGGCAGAAGCUGAUAGCAAACUUCGCCGCACUCUAGAGAUGGGAUACCGCAUCUACAACUUCACCCGUGACUGCUUCCAUCAGAUCAAAACGCAACUCAGGAUGAUCCAAGAGUCUCAUUAUAUAAACGAGGCUCUUGUUUUCUGCAUCGGUCUUUCCACUGUCUGUAGAGGACGCAAUACAAGCACCCAAAAGACCUGGCACGGGGGAAUUCAUUUUCAUUCGCUUUUUUUAUUCAUUGUUAUCUGUCAAAGAUGGUGCCAGACUAUUUGGGGUUCCAUGCUUCUGUUUCAUUUGAUUUGAAAAUGGUUCAAUAUUAGGAUAUAAUGAAUCACAAAUUAUUAAUCAUUCUUCAUCGGAAAUAAAAUUGAUUUGUAACAAACUUUAUUCAAUUGCUUUCAAUUUUAUUCUUAUAGUGUCCAAAAUAUAACUUAACCUCGCUUUCAUUUCAGUUUAGCCAACUUGUGAAUACUGCAAAUUUGCAAAUCUUUGUUAUGACUUGCUUAUGGUUUUCUGUUCGCUAAACUACUCCUGUGAUGUCCCUCUAAAUAAAAAAAUCUACACUUCCCUGAAGAAUCUGCAGUAAAUUGUAGAUUAUUUAAUGAUUUAACUUUUGUAUGUUUACAUAGACCCAACACGUGAAGUGACAAUUUUUUGCUGUUCCAAUGUAUAGUCCUACUGAAGCUUUAACACGAUCGGCAUAUCUCCGUAACAUUGCUUUUUGAAAGUAAGUCCGUGAAAAAUUACUCCGUUGAAUAGUAUUUAAGUGAGAAGUAUUUUCACCAUGAACAUUUUUAUCAUCGUCUUUUUUUUCAUACGGACUGUUCUCUGUGGGAUUUAUUUUGCAUUCUAAAGUGCUUUUUUUUUCUCAACAUUUUCCACGUGAUUUCAACUUUCAUUUUAUUAAAUGGUUUCAAACACUUCAUAUUUUCUUGAUUGGUUCUCCGUUUUCAAUUCUUUUAAGUUUUAUCUACAUCUGCUAUUCAUAUCUUAUUUCUAAAUAUUUUGUUUUCUGCAUCUUGUAUUUUCAAAUUUACUUCAACAAUUUUAACUGAAUUCAACUUUUUCCCUCGAUUUUUUGCUCAUUCAAAUCUAAUUUGAUUCAUGAAUUUCAAACAUUUUAAACUAAAGGCAAUUCACUGGUGAUUUUCAGAAUGGAAUAUAAUAGCUGAAGUAACUGAACUGAAUGUAAGAAACAUUCUGCCCUGUGCUCAUGUGGAAUUCCAAUGUUGCUAUUUCCUUUUGCAAAAUCAAAAUUACUGACAAAAUCGAAAAUGACUGACAAUGUGUUUUAAACACGCAAAAGGACUGUUUUCAACACGUUUCCAAGAAAUGAAGGGUGCGACAUUUUUGACCCAAAUUUAAGAAUUUU